AAAGCUACAUGACAUGAGAAAAAAAUGGAGUGAGUACAUGUAAAUUUGUCUUGAACUAUAAUUUCAUAAAAAUACAUCAUUAUUCAGAUCAAUUAAAAGACUCAAAAGGUAAACGUAGUAGACAAGACUAUGUCUUGAAGAUCAAAUCGAUGUCAAACUAAAAUUAUCCUACUUCCUCCUAAAUUAUAAAUUAUCGAGUCAAAAACAUCCGAGUAAACAUUUCAAACGCGUCGCGUGGAUGCGAUGCAAAACAAAGUAACUGCAGUCAGUGUUACCAUCUUCCUGUCGAACUCGAGCAUACGAUUUGUCAGACGACGGAUAUCGAGCGUGCCCUACGCCUGGCGCCUGCCACGUUAUCGGAACUGUCUGGCUGAGCAAGCCGCCAAAACCUCACCCCAUCCGUCGAGAAGGCGACGAGAACCACAGCCGGCGGGCGAGCUCCGCGAUGGCACUGCGGCUCGCCGUACAGGCGCUGUCCGCAACCCUGCUGUCGCGCGCAGAAACCACGUCCCCCAGCCCCAAGCCACCGAGCAAGAGCAACAACAGCAAGCAGCAAUCCCAAAGGCCAGCUGGGGCAGCCGCCGCCGCCACCACCACCAGCGGGAGGCGGCUAGCAACGGCGUCGGUGGCGGCGGUCCUGGCGUCGCAGCUACUGCCGCCCGUGGCGAGCAGCGGCGCCGGCACGUUCGACCUGCGGCUGACGCUGCCGGAGAAGUCGAGCGAGGAGGCCGAGGCCGUGGUGCGGACGCACGCGCGCAACCUGCUGGGCGUGAAGCGCUUCAUCGACGCCGGGGCGUGGCGGGAGCUGCAGGCGGCGCUGCGCGCCAGCGCGUCCAACCUCAAGCAGGACCUGUACGCCAUCAUACAGGCGAAGCCCACGGGGCAGCGCCCCGAGCUCCGCAGGCUCUACUCCGACCUCUUCAACAGCGUCACCAGCCUGGAUUACGCCGCCAGAGACAAGGACCAGGUCCAGGUGCAGGAGCACUACGGCAACAUCGUCUCCGCGCUCGAUGAGAUUUUCGCCAAGAUCAUAAACGAAUUAGGAGCCGGUAAAACCAUUAUUCCUAGCCAAAAGAAACCUGCCAAACAGGUUGUUACAUUUCUAGGAUACAAAAGAUGGAGCACGGAUAUAGAAUUAGGAACUUGGAUUGCGUUCACAACUUCACAUGCAGGAAGAGCAACAAAUGGCGACAGGCAAAAAGGAUCCUUCUUGCUAUGUAGCGGGUUCUUCCUAGAGAACUAUUUAGCUAGUUCUUGUGAGCUUCCUCCGCUACAUCUAUUUAGCCUAAUGUCUGAAGGAGAAACCAAAAGGAAUCAUAGUAGUUAUUUACAGGUGCAGCAAGGCCACAAAAACUGCAGUUCCUAAAAACCCUCGCUCUUUAGCCACCAAUGUUUAAGGCUAGUUGCAGGGCAGCUGAACGGUUUCAGUCACCUCUCCUUUCGCUUUCAGAUAGAGAAAGCAGGGGUCCUUGGUGAAUUGGUGUCGCCACUUGGUGUGCAAAAUCAAACAGUACUUCUCCAUAUGUUCCAUCCAUCUACCAAUAAUAAAGUCCCAAAGUCUUCCUAAA
Messenger RNA from Sorghum bicolor (sorghum), 1568 nucleotides. RefSeq names its product psbQ-like protein 3, chloroplastic. NCBI's taxonomy places the organism in Eukaryota, Viridiplantae, Streptophyta, Magnoliopsida, Poales, Poaceae. Gene Ontology annotation, molecular function: calcium ion binding. The transcript has 3 exons. Gene Ontology annotation, biological process: photosynthetic electron transport chain; photosynthesis. The record is from RefSeq and is a predicted model, not a curated record. The coding region runs from base 446 to 1366 and encodes 306 amino acids. Gene Ontology annotation, cellular component: chloroplast; photosystem II; photosystem II oxygen evolving complex.